GGUCCGCGUUAUCCAUUCAUUAACUCCUCUUAGUCUUCGCCCAAUUGAACCCUCAACUUAUACAUAUGGCGUGACGUCCCUGCCAUGUUCUUCUUCUUCUUCUUCCUCGAACACUCUCGGCAACUUGCACCCACCCACCCCUCACCCCAUUAAUUAACACGCCACUUACACGUAAACUUCGCAUAAUAUAAACAAAACCCACCCAGUGUUUCAUGCAAUCAGACAACGCACAUAAAACUAGUUCCUCCUGUUUCUAUAUAAGUUUGAUCCUCGGUGAUUAUAACUUAAGCACGUGUUUGUAGCAAGCAACAAAUUUCCUAUUUUUAAGGUUGCUCGGUGUCUUGUCUUGUGACAUGAGGAGAGAUGAAGGAUUUGAGGGUGUUCUUAGAUACUUUGAUGAAGAUGGGGAUGGGAAGAUUUCACCCUCUGAGCUAAGGAACCGAUUAGGCAUGAUGGGUGGAGAGCUUCUGUUGAAAGAUGUGGAAAUGGUUAUUGAGGCAAUGGAUUCAGACGAUGAUGGGUUGCUGUGUUUGGAAGAUUUGAUGAAGCUGAUGGAGGCUGGGGAAGAGGAAGAGAAGUUGAAGGAUUUGAGGGAAGCUUUUGAUAUGUAUGACACUGAGAAGUGUGGGUUCAUAACCCCCAAGAGCUUGAAAAGGAUGUUGAAGAGGUUGGGGGAAUCUAAAUCCACUGAGGAAUGCAAAGCGAUGAUCCAUCGGUUUGAUUUGAAUGGGGAUGGCUUGCUUAGCUUUGAAGAGUUCAAAAUUAUGAUGAAGUGAUGCUACUUGUACAUUGAUUCUGGCGCUUGUUUGGUGGGUUUGGUUGAUUUAUUUGUACAUUAUGCCUAAUUCAAUUUAUUCUUUUUGUUAAUUGAAACAAUUCAUUGAUCUGUAAAUUGCUUUCGAUAAUAAAGAAAUAUUGUAUGGAAUAACAGCUUGGUUAAAAGUAAUGCGUCAAAUUUUGGCACAUCUUGUAGAGCAAGGACCCCAACUAUUGCAGGAUCACUUCACCUAUAAGUUAUAACGAGAACCGUGUGAAUGAUAGGCAUCAGAUUCUAUUAUUCCAAUAAUACUGUAAUCUUUACUGAAAUUGUCUUUUCUUGUGGAAAAAGCAAAGCAAAACUGGAACAAUUACUGUUCCACAGAAUUAAUGGCUUUGUACGAAUAAAUUGAAGAAUCA
Abrus precatorius (Indian licorice) is the source of this 1176-nucleotide messenger RNA. Its product is annotated as putative calcium-binding protein CML19. Bases 354 to 776 code for a protein of 140 amino acids. The transcript has a single exon. Gene Ontology annotation, molecular function: calcium ion binding. The record is from RefSeq and is a predicted model, not a curated record. Lineage: Eukaryota; Viridiplantae; Streptophyta; Magnoliopsida; Fabales; Fabaceae.